AUCCAACCAAGAAACCCCCCGCCCGGCCCCGGUCGGUGGUCUCCGGCCAUGGACACGGACCCGCUGCUCCCCACCACGGCGCCGCAGCCGUUCCACCCGUUGCCGGAGCACGCGCCGGUCUCCAACUUCGACGCCGCGCCGCCCCCCUCCCCGGCCUCCUCCUACAAGGACCGCCUCAUCUUCGGGCCCCACUACCUGCCGCCGCCGCCGCCCCCACCCCCUCCCCCUUCGCCGUCGUCGGGGCACCACCACUACCGCCGCCUCUCGGUCGGCCACGCGGACCCGUUCCGCGACUACGACCACCCGUCCUGCUCCUCCUCCCCUCCCUCCGACAAGGAGGCCCCGCCCCAGCCCACCACGCCCUCGCUCUGCAAUCUCAUCAGCGGCCGCACCAACCUCCACCGCUCCCGCACCGCGCCCGCCAUGGCGCCGCUCAGCGCUGCCGUCCUCGACGCCUCCGCCGAGGCCGACCACCACAACCCGCCACCGCCGCCGCGGAGGCCGGUCAUCGUGCUGCAUGCCUUCCUCUUCUUGCUCGCCUACCUCGCCCUCGACGUCACCUUCUACGCCGCCUUCCCGGCCAACUUCACCUCCUCCGCCGGGCACACCCACCCCAUCGUCGACGCCCUCUACUUCUGCAUCGUGACGCUCUGCACAAUCGGCUGCGGGGACAUCACCCCGGCCAGCCUUGCCGUCAAGCUCUUCGCCAUAUCCUUCGUCCUCAUCGGCUUCGGCUUCCUCGACAUCCUGCUCUUCGGCAUGGUGUCCUAUGUGCUCGACCUCCAGGAGCACCUCCUCAUCACCGCAAUCAAGAACCCUCGCUCUGCACGCAAGCACAGGCACAACUACAUCUUUGACAUCAAGAAGGGCCGAAUGCGCGUUCGCAUGAAGGUCGCCCUCGCCCUUGGUGUGGUGGCCAUCUGCGUCGGCGUUGGGGUCACCGUGCUCAGGAAGGUGGAGAGCAUGGGCUGGCUUGAUGUCGUUUACCUUGCAGUGAUGUCGGUGACCACGGUCGGGUAUGGCGAUCACGUGUUCAGGACACUGCAUGGACGCCUUUUUGCCUCUCCAUGGCUUCUUGUGUCCACGCUAGCCGUGGCACGGGCAUUCCUCUACUUGGCGGAGAUGAGGAUCGACAAGAGGCACCGUGCAAUGGCCAACUGGGUGCUGUCUAGAGACAUGACCGUGUCAGAGUUUCUCGCUGCAGAUAUCGACAACAAUGGCUAUGUCACCUAUGAUUAUGUUAUGUAUAGAUUAAUAGAAGUGAUGAAUCGAACAGGGAGAAAGGACACUUUAUCUUCGACCAUUCUUGACUCUGACCCAUCCACGACCAGCGCCGUCACCAUCCUCGCCUCCGGACAUAGAUUGGAAAUUGGCAUUUGGUUCGGCAUGUAG
Molecule: messenger RNA, 1392 nt
Organism: Hordeum vulgare subsp. vulgare (domesticated barley)
Lineage: Eukaryota; Viridiplantae; Streptophyta; Magnoliopsida; Poales; Poaceae
Product: two pore potassium channel c-like
Exons: 4
Coding region: 49-1392 (447 amino acids)
Biological process (GO): stabilization of membrane potential; potassium ion transmembrane transport
Cellular component (GO): plant-type vacuole membrane
Molecular function (GO): potassium ion leak channel activity
Source: RefSeq, a predicted model, not a curated record